AUGGAUUUCUACAAGUCCAACGGAGAGUGGUAUAUCAACUGGACAUCUGUGCAAAAUAAUACGGGUCACGGGGCGGAUAUGUCUGUCCUAGAUUUUUCGAUCCACCUGACCAGACGAUCUGAUUUCUUCAUUUUAUCCAUGAUUACACCAAUACUGCUUCCCUGCUUCCUCAACCCGUUUGUCUUCCUUCUGCCUGCCUCCUCGGGAGAGAGGAUUUCCUACACAAUUACCAUGUUCUUGUCAUUGGCCGUGUAUAUGACACUCAUCGGAGAGAACAUGCCGAAGACAUCAGAUCCAAUGGCAGGGAUUUCUUAUCUCCUCUUAGUGUCCAUGGUUUAUAAUUGUGUUCUGAUUCUGUUGACGAUAUUCACGCUUCGCUGUUAUUGUGUGAAGGAUAUACGGAAAUAUCCUGGAUGGUUUCUGUGGCUAGUCGACCAUGUUGCGAAUCUCACAUCACGCAUGAACAAAAAGGAUGUUACCGCCAUUGAAGACCUCACCGAUGACCGGACGAUGACUGAUGCAACAUUAAAGGAUGACGGAAGCGGAAAUGACGUCAAAGAAAUGGGAUCUAAACGUAACUUACAAAUUGAGUACAUGACACGAUUUAUUGACAUAAGUUUGUUUUGUAUAACACUAACAGUCACCUUCGUGAAAGUCUUAGUAUUUGUAACUUUCUACUGGAAUGGAUAA
Messenger RNA from Pecten maximus, 690 nucleotides. Its product is annotated as acetylcholine receptor subunit beta-type lev-1-like. Lineage: Eukaryota; Metazoa; Mollusca; Bivalvia; Pectinida; Pectinidae. Bases 1 to 690 code for a protein of 229 amino acids. Gene Ontology annotation, molecular function: monoatomic ion channel activity; transmembrane signaling receptor activity; neurotransmitter receptor activity. Gene Ontology annotation, biological process: signal transduction; monoatomic ion transmembrane transport; regulation of membrane potential. The transcript has a single exon. The record is from RefSeq and is a predicted model, not a curated record. Gene Ontology annotation, cellular component: synapse; membrane; neuron projection.